UGCAAUUCAAUCUCAGUGUUAUAUAUAAAAAUCAAAUCAGGAAAUUUUAGUUGUUGUGAUUUCGUGUUUGGUAUCGGAUAAACAACAUGAAAAUUUUUAUUUCUUUAGUACUUUUUUUGGCAUUUUCUACAGCAUUGCCAGUGGACACAGACGAGUCGGAAUACCUUCUAUAUGAAACAGAAGAAGGUCGCAUAGAAGUGGAGGACUUAAACAACUCAACCAUAGAGGCGUACGCUACAGAAAACGACAUUACAUUUUAUUUUUUCACUUCUACAAAUAAGGAUUUAGGGGUUGAAAUCAAAGAAAGCCAACUACACGAUAUAAUAAAGUUAACUGGCUUCGAUGUCCGGAAACAGACUCUCGUUAUAAUUCAUGGGUGGAAAAAUCAUUUCGAAUCCCCAGUGAACGACGUGAUCAAAUCAGCUGCAAUCUCUCAUCAUGAUAUUAACAUUAUCGUGGUCGAUUGGAGUCCAAUUUCCGGAAAAAAUUACGUUACCGCUAAAAAUGCAGUAGUCCGUGUGGGCAAUUAUAUUGGCAAUUUCUUAUUAAGACUAAAAGCUGAACUUCAUAAGUCUUUAUCUAGAGUUACUAUCGUUGGACACUCACUAGGAGCUCACAUCGCUGGUAAUGUUGGUGCGGCGACCAACGGUUUGAUAGAUAAUAUUGUCGGAUUGGAUCCUGCUGGUCCACUUUUCUCAGAAAGAAAUACAGACAAUAGAUUGGAUCCUACUGAUGCUAAGUUCGUGCAAGUGAUCCACACGAACGAUGGUCGUUUGGGAUUCGGAAUAAACAUGGGAGACGUGGAUUUUUAUCCUAACGGAGGCAGAUCUCAACCGGGUUGUGGAUUAGAUGUAACUGGUUCGUGCGCUCACAGUAGAGCAUACACGUACUACGCUGAAAGUUUAGUCAACAAUGAGUUUAUAGCGUAUUUGUGCGAAAGCGAAAGAGAUUUUAACCGAGAUAGGUGCACCACCAACUCUAAGAGUCGAAUGGGUGGUUUUCCAGUCGAUAAGAAGGCGUCUGGAGAAUAUUAUUUGAACACCAAUAGCAGACCACCAUACGCAUUAGGAGACUGAGGGAUUGUUUAUAUUGCAAAUAAAGGAUUACGAAACAUUAUUUACUUUCUUUACGAAACCUGUUUAAAGCAUAAUUUUAGGGAUAAGGCCACAGACA
This is a messenger RNA of Cylas formicarius (sweet potato weevil), 1173 nucleotides long. RefSeq names its product endothelial lipase-like. The coding region runs from base 87 to 1076 and encodes 329 amino acids. Lineage: Eukaryota; Metazoa; Arthropoda; Insecta; Coleoptera; Brentidae. Gene Ontology annotation, molecular function: lipase activity. The transcript has 3 exons. Gene Ontology annotation, biological process: lipid metabolic process. The record is from RefSeq and is a predicted model, not a curated record.